Molecule: messenger RNA, 1539 nt
Organism: Gavialis gangeticus (Gharial)
Lineage: Eukaryota; Metazoa; Chordata; Crocodylia; Gavialidae
Gene: TADA1
Product: transcriptional adaptor 1
Exons: 8
Coding region: 117-1124 (335 amino acids)
Biological process (GO): regulation of transcription by RNA polymerase II
Cellular component (GO): SAGA complex
Molecular function (GO): transcription coactivator activity
Source: RefSeq, a predicted model, not a curated record
CGGGAGCCGCGACACAGGAGAGGCGGCCGGGGCUGAUCGCGCGGUUGCCGCGCGCCGUCGAGCCUGCGCCGCGGCGCGGGAGGGAGCGAGCUCGGGUCCCGUCGCUGGCGCCAGCAAUGGCGACCUACGUGAGCGAGCUGGAGGCGGCCAAAAAGAACCUGAGCGAGGCGCUGGGCGAGAACGUGAAGCAAUACUGGGCAAACUUGAAACUUUGGUUUAAACAAAAGAUCAGCAAAGAAGAGUUUGACCUAGAAGCUCGCAGACUUCUUACACAAGAUAAUGUCCAUUCUCACAAUGACUUCCUCCUGGCUAUUCUGACCCGAUGCCAAAUCAUGGUUUCUGCACCAGAAGGUACUGGAUCUUUGCCAUGGACUGGGGGUUCUGUGACAAAACCUGGAAAACCAAAAGGAAAGAAGAAGAUUUCUUCAGUUCGGCAGAAGUUUGAUCACCGGUUUCAACCUCAGAACCCAUUGUCUGGAGCACAGCAAUUUGUAGCAAAGGACCCUCAAGAGGAUGAUGAUCUGAAGCUAUGUUCCCACACCAUGAUGCUUCCUACUCGGGGCCAGCUGGAAGGGAGGAUGAUAGUAACUGCAUACGAACAUGGGCUGGACAACGUUACCGAAGAGGCAGUGACAGCUGUUAUUUAUGCUGUAGAGAACCACCUUAAGGAUAUUCUGAUAUCUGUGAUAUCCAGGAGGAAAGCCUAUCGUCUGAGAGAUGGUCAUUUCAAAUAUGCCUUUGGAAGCAAUGUUAACCCUCAGCCAUACCUGAAGAACAGUGUUGUUGCUUACAAUAAUUUAAUUGAAUGUCCUCCCACUUGCGUGGCACCUUCUGCUGGUCAGAACCUAGCUCCCCAACCUCCUCCUGAUGAUGCUGAGCAGCAGGCAGCUCUCCUCUUAGCAUGUUCAGGAGACACUUUACCAAUGAGUCUCCCUCCAGUGAAUAUGUAUGACCUUUUUGAGGCACUACAGGUGCACAGGGAAGUUGUUCCUGCACAUACUGUCUAUGCUCUGAACAUUGAGAGAAUCAUCAUGAAACUUUGGCACCCAAAUCAUGAGGAGCUUCAGCAAGACAAAAUCCAUCGCCAGCGCCUGGCAGCAAAGGAAGGGCUUCUGAUAUGCUAGAACAGCAGAGACCCUUUCCAUUGUGCUCAGAUCCACCUGCUGUUUCUUGGACUCAGCCGUAGGACGCUUCCAUUGAAUCGUAUGUCAGCAUUUCGAGAGAGAGAUGUCUAAAUACAUGUAACCUUUUCCUAUGGAAAUACAAAUGAAACAUAGUACAUCUUGUUUGCUACCACAAAGCCACAUUGUAAUCAAAUACUGUGCCACUGACUGCUUGGGACUGCAUGUACCUCACUGCAUUUGAAAAGGAAUGGAAGAUCGGUUCAGAAAAAAGUACUUAAAUUUAAGAAGAUCGAUUCAUGUUUUCUUUAAUGAGCCCAAGGGUUGUGUUGGCAGAUAGCCACCGGCACUAGACAGUCUGACAGACUUUAUGGGUUAUUUCUCAUUUUCCUAAAUAAAUAAACCACUGCAUUCAGGA